Messenger RNA from Umbelopsis ramanniana AG, 2274 nucleotides. RefSeq lists its product as uncharacterized. Gene Ontology annotation, biological process: positive regulation of transcription by RNA polymerase II; negative regulation of transcription by RNA polymerase II. The transcript has 3 exons. Bases 1 to 2274 code for a protein of 757 amino acids. Gene Ontology annotation, molecular function: RNA polymerase II cis-regulatory region sequence-specific DNA binding; zinc ion binding; DNA-binding transcription factor activity, RNA polymerase II-specific. The record is from RefSeq and is a predicted model, not a curated record. NCBI's taxonomy places the organism in Eukaryota, Fungi, Mucoromycota, Umbelopsidomycetes, Umbelopsidales, Umbelopsidaceae.
AUGGACAAAAAGCAUUUGGUUAGUCCAUUGAAGGAGAUAGCGUCCUCAAGCUCACCACCCAGUAAUAUUGCAUCCCACCUCCUUUCCGAUUCCCUUUUCCCUCCAAGGAAACCGAAAAAAGCGGUGGGAGACGAAAUGGAUGAAUCCGACCAUGAAGAGGUGGAAGCUUCUGAUAGUGACGACUCUGAUACACCAGGUAAAAAGAAGGACCCGCUUGCCACUCAAGUAUGGCGAAUGUAUACCAAAGCAAAAGACACACUGCCAAAUGGGUCUCGUUUAGAGAACCUUACAUGGCGUAUGAUGGCCAUGACUUUAAAUAAGAAGAAGGCUGAAGCUGAAAGAUUAGCCCGAGAAGGCUCAGCUAGUCGCUCUCCUGCCAGCGCAACGGUUGAUGCUCCCGAAUCACCAAUACCUUCAGAGAUGGAACAAGAUAACCCAAUUUUUGAUCACUUUGAUCGCUCCAACACCCCGCCUGUGCCCGAUGACACAACUACAUUAUUAUCAUCAUCGGCACCUCCAUAUGGUUUUGACUUUUUGACACAUGGACCAAAUCCACCGCCGUCAUCUUCACAACUGCAGCCACCGCCGUCGCCAAAAGAACGUCAAACCAGCUUCUCUAAGAAGGUGAAUUUACGCAAGAAUGUGAUGAUAUCGGGCAGCGCCCGUGCAUCCACCAGUCUAAUGCGAAAGCCCUCUAAUCCAAGCGACCUCCAAUUGGCUCAGUCAACCAAACGAAGAGCAGACACAUUAUUAUCCACCAAUGCUGUGGAUAGUAUUACCAUCCCAAGCGACAUGCCUGGUGAUUCAGAUAUGGAUGAGGCUCCAUCGGAGAGUAGUACGCCUACGACCAGUCAGCUUCCAUACAGCACCUCCGCCGGCAAUAGCGAAGCUGCAGCAGCAGCCGCCCAUACGGCCAAUGUUAUGAGUCAGUCUUUACCAAACUACAAUAUGGGCAACACCAUGUUCCCAGCGACCCCAUCCAGAGCCAACUCCUUCACUGUUGAUGGCGGCAGCAAUGAAGCUGGGUAUUUUUAUUCCAGUGACGGGUUGCACCAUUCAAUGUCCCACGGUUCUCCCGGUGGAUCUUCGAUCAGCUCUACACCGGGUGAUACGACGUAUUCAGCACAAUCACCCAGUUAUAACAUGGGUGCAAUGAGUUUUGAGGAUUUAUUUGCCAUGUAUUACGCCAAUGGCAGUGGUAAUCCUAGUGGAAACGACAUCAACAAUAGCAUGCUGGCCAUGAUGGGAAGUGUAACCCACUCGCAAACACCGAGUGACACGUCACAUGUGACACCCUCCCAGUUGAUGUCUCAAUCAACAACACUGCCUACCAGCAAACCAGCUCCCAUCAAAUUCGGGUCACUAGAGGAGAAGCUUAAGAGUCAACAGCAGAUGUCACAAUCAUCUUCUGUGAAAUUAGAAGACAACCUAUACGGCAAUAACUCGAGUAGUACCACCGAUCUUUCAUCGUCACCCGACAACAACCUUGAUGACAGCAAGUCAAGUGAGUCUUCAUCCUCUUCCAAAAACAACGUUCCCAGUGGAGUGACAAAGUGCUCGAACUGUGGAACCACGACAACACCAUUAUGGCGACGGAACCCUGAAGGCCAACCACUGUGCAACGCCUGUGGUUUGUUCUUGAAGUUACACGGCGUAGUGCGCCCACUCAGCUUAAAGACCGAUGUGAUUAAGAAGCGCAAUCGAAACAAUGCUGUAGCGACCCCAAGUACGAGUAAUCUUGCUGCUAUAUCAAAGCAACCCAAACCACGAUCCACGACAUUUGUUCAAAAUGCUGUACCAGGAGGUUCCAUACCCAAGCGGGCGUCUAUUACCACUACCCCCACCACCACCACUGCCACAAACACCUCCACCGCUACCAGUCUUCCCAAUACCACCCCCAUCCAGCCUCUUAACGUUAAUACGACACCUCGACCCGUGUCUUUUACUGAUCAUAGAGGGGUGAAUGGGCCUCAAGCUAUCAAUAAGCGCCAGCGACGAUCGAUCAGCGGAGAACGAAGCUUAUUGAACAUGCAGCCAUCCAUUGCUCCUCAACCUCAAUUCGCCGUGGGCAGUGCUCCCGCAUUGUCAGCCAUGGGAGGUCUUGCUCAGCAUCAUGGAAGUAUGGACAAUAAUCAAACGAUGCACCCAGCUCUGGGCACGAGUGCACCGUUUGGAUCAGAGAUGACGCCUGAACGAAUGCAACAGUUAUUAUACAUGCAUCACCAGCAACAACGACAGCAGCAACAUCAACAAAACAGCGGGUCUGGAUGGUGA